CUCGGCGCCCAGCGGCAGCGGCAGGAGCAGCGGCAGCGGCAGUGGACGUCGGCGGAGGGGGAGGUGGAUGGGGAGGAGGCGGAGGUCGCGCUCCGUGAAGGCCGCGGCACGGCGAACGCCAGCGGGGCUCCGAACGGCACCUCCCGUGCCUCCGUCUCCGGCUGCCACUGCGUGGGGUGGCGAGGGUGGCACCGCUGUGGGUGGCACUGCUGUGGUUGGUACCGCUGUGGGUGGCACCGCUGUGGGUGGCACCGCCGCGGCGGGUGGCAGUGCCGCCGCCACCGCCGCAGCGUACGUGGCGUGCGUGCGCCGUCUCCGGGGCGAGGUGAACCCCUUCGGGCCGGUGCCGCGCACGAUGGAGGCGAGGGUGGAGAGCGCUGUCACCGCCGCCGGCACCUUCGUGCGGGCGCUCAACGCCGGCGUGGAGGUGAUCAACAUGACGGAGCACGUGGCCGUGUCACGCGACUGCGCCCUGGUGCUGCUGCGCGUGCAGUACUGCGCGCACUGCCGCGGCCUCACGCUCAUCAAGCCGUGCGGGGGGCUCUGCCUGAACGCGCUGCGCGCCUGCCUCGCCGGCGUGCCCGCCCUGGACCCCCACUUCAGGGAGUUCGUCGCGGGAAUCGGGCGUCUCGGCUCCAGGCUGCUGGCUCCACCGUCGGACAUCCAGCAUACGCUGCUGGGGACGCGUGACCUCGUCGCUGGCGCGUUGCUGCACGCACGCGUGCACGCCCAGAGGAUCCUCGCCAUGGUGGCUCAGUCGUGUGGGCCACCUCCGCCCGCCGGAGCGGGGGGCGUUGAUCAGGACAAGGACUUCACGUCUCUCGCCGCUGAGCAGACGCGGCCUCCCAUCACGAACGCCAGAUUCAGCGAUCUGCCGCUGUGGCUGGACCGCCCCAAGAAGCCACGCUCCCUGCGGAACCUCUUGCUGGAGUUCAGGAAGAGCCUGCCCGUGUACGAGGGCUUCUAUGCCACGCUGCCGGAGCGACUCUGCGAGACGCAGUUCGCCGCGCCCGACGGCUCCCUCUGCUGGGACGGGAACGAGGUGGUGGAGAGCUACCAGCGCCUCGUGGUUGGCACGAGCCUGGAGGAGCAGCAGCGCAACCCGGAGCUGCGUGUGCGCUCCGUGGAGCCCGGCGUCACCCUCAUAGCCCACAAGCUACAGCAACUCAAUCAGAUGCUGCGGGCGGGAGGAUCGGGGGGCACGGGGGGGGUCACGGGGGCGGGGCGGCCGCCGAUCCGGUCCAGCGAAGGCGGCUUGGCUGUGCCGGGGGGGAGGGGCGAGGGGGGGAGCGAGGGGGGGAGCGAGGGAGGGGGCCAGCGGGGACUGCGACGACGAGGAUGGCUGCGCGGGGUCCGGCAACGGAGUGGAGGGCUCGCAGCGCGGGGGGCGACACGGAUCCAACGGUGGUCUGGCACCUCCUCCCGUCACCUCGGCGCCUGCAGUCAAACAGCGGGCCGGUGACACGGGAGUACAGCCCAACACCGUCAACAAACGGAAGGGCAAUUCCGCACCCCACGACCACCACAUCCGCCCGUUGCUCGCAACCUCCGUCGCUAUGAUCACCGUAGUUGCGUUCAACUGGUUGCUAUGAAGCAGUAGCAAGUGGCUGUGAGUUGUGGUUGUUUGUUGUUGUUUGUUUAUUGUUGUUGUUGUUGUUGUUCAAGCUGUUUAAAGAAAAUAAAUGCUGUCGCCGCUUGCCAUCGUUACGAAUGAUACGGCAGGCGGCAUUUAUAUAUAGAUAUACAUUGGAGGCGUAUCGCGUUCGAGUACUAGAAGAAUAUUAAACAAAGUUAACUUUUCAAAAAGAGCAAAAGCGGUGAAUGAACGAAAGUAUGCGGCUAUAUUUGUCGGAAUCAUUAAGUUUUAAGUUGUGGGGGGUUUCUUUUGAUGGAGGUGGUGACGGUGACGGUGGUGGUGGUGGUAACAACAACGAGCGGAGCGCCGGGCGGGUAAAAUGCACCUAGCCUGGCACAGUAGGGGGGUACAGCUGGUGGUGCAUCUACCGGUCAACUCAGCCAACCCGUUGCACCACCUGGGGUCUGCCCCGAGACCUGCACCUAGCCUGGCACAGUAGGGGGGUUACAGCUGGUGGUGCAUCUACCGGUCAUCUCAGUCAGCCAACCCAUGGCACCUGCAGGGUCUGUCCCGAGACCUCCUCCUGUCAGCAGCGAGCCUUCGACGCUUCACGCGAUAGCCUCAAAGUGCACCUGGCCUGGCACAGGCGCCCUGGUGACGUCACCGUCACUUCGUGGCGAAUGGGUGAGUGGGGAGCGGUGGUGCAGCGGUUAGCGCUACGGCGCUACGAAACCCAGCGAACCCGAGUUCGAUUCCCGCGAACACCAGGUGACGAUUAUCUGAACCGGUCCUGGACCUCCGCUAGGUCGACUCAGCCUCAAAUGAGUACCUGGUGCGGUGUGUAGUAAAACAUCGCCACGGGGGAGACAAAGGCGGCCGGGCGUGGUGCUGUGGCCACCCACUUCCUCGUGUGCCGAGCCAGCCUUUGUAGAUGCUCGCUAACAGCACUUGCCCCGAGAGCCUGUUAAUGCUACACGGGGGAUCUUUAUCUUUGUGGAAUCCACAGUGGAGUGAAUAUGUAGAAUCUGCAGUGAAUCUGUAGAAUCAGCAGUUGAGUGAAUCUGUAGAAUCAAUAGUUGAGUGAAUCUGUAGAAUCAAUAGUUGAGUGAAUCUGUAGAAUCAAUAGUUGAGUGAAUCUGUAGAAUCAAUAGUUGAGUGAAUCUGUAGAAUCAGCAGUGAAUCUGUAGAAUCAACAGUGGAGUGAAUCUGUAGAAUCAACAGUUGAGCGAAUCUGUAGAAUCAACAGUGGAGUGAAUCUGUAGAAUCAAUAGUUGAGUGAAUCUGUAGAAUCAACAGUUGAGCGAUUCUGUAGAAUCAACAGUGGAGUGAAUCUGUAGAAUCAAUAGUUGAGUGAAUCUGUAGAAUCAGCAGUGAAUCUGUAGAAUCAACAGUGAAUCUGUAGAAUCACCAGUGGAGUGAAUCUGUAGAAUCAACAGUGAAUCUGUAGAAUCACCAGUUGAGUGAAUCUGUAGAAUCAGCAGUGAAUCUGUAGAAUCAGCAGUGAAUCUGUAGAAUCACCAGUUGAGUGAAUCUGUAGAAUCACCAGUUGAGUGAAUCUGUAGAAUCAGCAGUGAAUCUGUAGAAUCAACAGUGGAGUGAAUCUGUAGAAUCAACAGUGAAUCUGUAGAAUCAACAGUGGAGUGAAUCUGUAGAAUCAAUAGUUGAGUGAAUCUGUAGAAUCAGCAGUGAAUCUGUAGAAUCAACAGUGAAUCUGUAGAAUCACCAGUGGAGUGAAUCUGUAGAAUCAACAGUGAAUCUGUAGAAUCACCAGUUGAGUGAAUCUGUAGAAUCAGCAGUGAAUCUGUAGAAUCAGCAGUUAAUCUGUAGAAUCACCAGUUGAGUGAAUCUGUAGAAUCACCAGUUGAAUGAAUCUGUAGAAUCAGCAGUGAAUCUGUAGAAUCACCAGUUGAGUGAAUCUGUAGAAUCUACAGCGAAUCUGUAGAAUCACCAGUGGAGUGAAUCUGUAGAAUCAGCAGUGAAUCUGUAGAAUCAGCAGUGAAUCUGUAGAAUCAGCAGUUGAGUGAAUCUGUAGAAUCAGCAGUGAAUCUGUAGAAUCUACAGUGAAUCUGUAGAAUCAACAGUGAAUCUGUAGAAUCACCAGUUGAGUGAAUCUGUAGAAUCAGGAGCGAAUCUGUAGAAUCAGCAGUUAAUCUGUAGAAUCACCAGUUGAGUGAAUCUGUAGAAUCACCAGUUGAAUGAAUCUGUAGAAUCAGCAGUGAAUCUGUAGAAUCACCAGUUGAGUGAAUCUGUAGAAUCUACAGCGAAUCUGUAGAAUCACCAGUGGAGUGAAUCUGUAGAAUCAGCAGUGAAUCUGUAGAAUCAGCAGUGAAUCUGUAGAAUCAGCAGUUGAGUGAAUCUGUAGAAUCAGCAGUGAAUCUGUAGAAUCUACAGUGAAUCUGUAGAAUCAACAGUGAAUCUGUAGAAUCACCAGUUGAGUGAAUCUGUAGAAUCAGGAGCGAAUCUGUAGAAUCAGCAGUUAAUCUGUAGAAUCACCAGUGGAGUGAAUUUGUAGAAUCAGCAGUGAAUCUGUAGAAUCUGCAGUUGAGUGAAUCUGCGAUAAUUAUCCUCAAUAUUUGUCGAGACGAAAUGCGUUCUCGUGAUCGCGAGGCAAUCACUCCGUGGGUAAUUUUCCCAUCGUUACUUGUUUCUUAUCGAUACUUUAAACGUUAUCAGCAACACACUCAACACUAUUUUAUAAUCGUUUAUCAGCGAUGUUGUCAUCUUGUGUGUGUGUGUGUGAGAGACGAGGUCGAGGGGGGAGCGGUGGCGCAGCGGUUAGCGCCACAAACCCGGCGACCCGAGUUCGAUUCCCGCUCACGGCCAACACCGGUGACGAUUCUCCGAACUGGUCCUGGGCCUCCCCUAGGUCGACUCGGUGCGGUGUGUAGUAAACAUCAUAACUUGGGGAGACAAAGGCGGCCGGGCGUGGUGCCGUGGUCACCCACCCCCUCGUGUGUAUGUUGAACUUCUUUUGCGCCGUACGUAGCCGACCGUGCCCGGCCUUCGCGAACGGAACUUGCCCGUACAGCCUGCCGAAGGCUACAUGGGGGAACUUUGUCUUUAGAGAGGUUUGUCAAUGCGAGUGUGCACUUGCAGUAUUGCAAUCCUGAACGCGCUAAUGAAUUUACGCACACACGUAUAUAUAUAUAAAACUUACCAAAACGCUUUAUACCUGUGUGUACAUUAUACAGUCCCUGAGUUCAUGAUGUUGAAGCACUUUCGUCGGCCGGAGUGGUGGCGCCGCGGUUAGCGCACCGCUCGCACCGCAUACAACCAUCGCCACACUUGCACCUCGACUCGCGUGGUGAAGUAUGGUCAAACACCCCCCCCCCUUUCACCCCCCCUCGACCCCCUUUCAUCCCCCACCCACUUUUAGCCCCCCCUUUAACCCCCCCCACCCCCACCCCUUUGACCCCCCCCAUUCACCCCCCCCCACCCCUUUCACCCCACCCCUUUCCACCCCCCACCCCUUUCACUCCCCACCCACUUUCAGCCCCCCCCAUGACCCCCCACCCAUUUGACCCCCCCAUUCACCCCCCCUCCACCCCUUGCACCCCCCACCCCUUUCACCCCCCCACCCCUUUGACCCCCCCCCCUUUCACCCCCCACUCACUUUCACCCCCACCCCUUUCACCCCACCCACCCCUUUGACCCCCCCAUUCACCCCCACCCGUUUCACCCCCCACCCCUUUCACCCCCCCAUUCACCCCCACCCGUUUCACCCCCCACCCCUUUCACCCCCCACCCCUUUCACCCCCCCACCCCUUGCACCCCCCACCCCUUUCACCCCCACCCAUUUCACCCCCUCCCCUUUAACCCCC
Lethenteron reissneri (Far Eastern brook lamprey) is the source of this 5397-nucleotide messenger RNA. RefSeq names its product glypican-5-like. The record is from RefSeq and is a predicted model, not a curated record. Lineage: Eukaryota; Metazoa; Chordata; Hyperoartia; Petromyzontiformes; Petromyzontidae. Gene Ontology annotation, cellular component: cell surface; extracellular region; plasma membrane. Gene Ontology annotation, biological process: regulation of protein localization to membrane; cell migration; positive regulation of canonical Wnt signaling pathway.